This is a messenger RNA of Daucus carota subsp. sativus, 973 nucleotides long. Its product is annotated as protein AE7. The transcript is spliced from 6 exons. Bases 195 to 674 code for a protein of 159 amino acids. The record is from RefSeq and is a predicted model, not a curated record. Lineage: Eukaryota; Viridiplantae; Streptophyta; Magnoliopsida; Apiales; Apiaceae. Gene Ontology annotation, biological process: iron-sulfur cluster assembly.
AAAAGACCAAAUUAUAUUUGGACGGGUCCGCGCUUGUCCAUAGCAUACAAAAGACUUGUAUUUCCCUGUACCCGCCCUUUACAUUAACUGCCAUUCAAUUUACAUAUUUUCGAUUCUUUGUUCGUGAAUAAGCGACCCUAAGAAAACCUCUCUUUUGCACCAUUAGCUAGGUACUUCUAUCUUGAUCAGCGAAAAUGGUUGCCGGAUUAAUCAAUGCCAAUCCUAUUGUGUAUGAGAAAAAGGAGCGUCGACCUCGUACUGGAUCCGUAGUUCUGGAAGAUGAGUAUGCUGUGGAAUCUAUUGAUCAGUUGGAAAUUUUUGAUCAUAUUAGAGACAUAAAAGAUCCAGAGCAUCCAUAUUCUUUGGAAGAUUUAAAAGUGAUUACAGAAGACGCAAUUGAGGUAGAUGACAAGCGAAGCUAUGUACGGGUGACAUUCACUCCUACAGUCGAACAUUGUAGUAUGGCAACAGUUAUUGGCCUUUGUUUGCGGGUGAAACUUAUGCGCAGCUUGCCUUCCAGAUACAAGGUGGAUAUUAGGGUUGCUCCGGGGACUCAUGCAACUGAAGCCGCAGUGAAUAAGCAGUUAAAUGAUAAAGAACGAGUAGCAGCAGCAUUGGAAAAUCCUAAUCUUGUAGACAUGGUUGACGACUGCCUUGCUCCAUCAUUUGAGUAAAACUUGGGAAUACUGGGCACAUGCUUAUAGAAAAAAACUGGAAUACUGUAGGCUUCUAAAUGAGAUGGUCUCGGAACCUUUUGUAUUCUCCUGUGAUACUAUCUACCGUCUUUCAUAAUUUAGUUUGCUUUUUGGGGGUUUUUUCAUGGCAUUUAUAGUGUAUUGUGUAGCCUAUGUUGUUCAUUGGGUGAGAAGAUGGAAAUCAGGUUCAAAUAAUGUUGCGAGCCAGUGUUGGGGGGUGGUUGCUUGUACUGCACAAUACUUCAUCUAUUUAAUGUUAUUUGUAUUGUUGUUAAAAA